Molecule: messenger RNA, 2734 nt
Organism: Sus scrofa (pig)
Lineage: Eukaryota; Metazoa; Chordata; Mammalia; Artiodactyla; Suidae
Source: RefSeq, a predicted model, not a curated record
CUGUGCCUUGGCCUGGGGGCCAAUCUGCGACCCACCGUCCGGCGAGAGGCACCUAGAGUGCCGGGCGUGGCGCCACCGCGCGACCGUGACGUCAGGCGCGGGCCGGCGCGCCAUUGGCCGGCGGGCAUGUGGCGCGCUCUGGCGCGAGCAGGGGCGAUUGGAAGGGCGGUGUUGGGGGGCGCGGCUCGCGCGAGGGGCGGGCCCUGCAUUGGGGGGCGGGGCCUGCGAGAGAAAAGCGCUGCUGAGCGGAGUCCCUGCGACGCCGGGCCGCUGAGGUCUCCAGGACUGCGCGCGCGUUCGCCCACGAUGCCCGAGAUAAACACGGACCAUCUGGACGCGCAGCAGGUGCAGCUGCUGGCGGAGAUGUGCAUCCUCAUCGACGAGAACGACCGCAGGAUCGGGGCGGAGACCAAGAAGAACUGUCACCUGAACGAGAACAUCAAGAAAGGAUUAUUGCACCGGGCUUUUAGUGUCUUCCUGUUCAACACUGAAAAUAAACUUCUGCUCCAACAACGAUCAGAUGCCAAAAUUACUUUUCCAGGUUGUUUCAGUAAUGCUUGUUGCAGCCAUCCACUAAGCACUCCAGGAGAGCUUGAAGAAAAUGACGCGAUUGGAGUGAGAAGAGCAGCACAGAGGCGUUUAAAGGCUGAACUGGGCAUUCCUCUGGAAGAGGUUCCUCCAGAAGAAAUCAAUUAUCUGACACGAAUUUACUAUAAGGCUCAGUCGGAUGGUAUCUGGGGAGAACAUGAAAUUGAUUACAUCUUGUUGAUGAAGAAGGAUGUAACCCUGAAUCCAGAUCCCAAUGAGAUUAAAAGCCACUGUUAUGUUUCACAGGAAGAACUAAAGGAACUUCUGAGAAAGGCAGCCAGGGGUGAAGUUAAGGUGACUCCGUGGUUUCAGAUGAUUGCAGAUAGGUUUCUCUUUCACUGGUGGGAUAACUUAAAUCACUGGAAUCAGUUUGUUGAUCACGAGAAAAUACAUAGAAUGUAAACGCGGAGAGGAACGCGUGUAAAGUACCGACGAUUCCUCUACUGAAAGCUGAAGAUGAAUUUCUUAAAAAUUUGGUUCCCCAUUGGAACUCAUUGGAAACACUGAUAUUUCACAACCAGAAUUUGUGUGGAAAAGAAUUCUUAAUUCUGUAUCCUACACCCCGUGUAUGUAAACUGCUGUUUGCCAAAAACAUUUCUGAGAGAUGUUUGUAAAAAAGAGAGCAAAUAAACUUAAUUGAGCCUAUCUAAAUAGCAGGGUCAUGACAAAUUUGAAUAAGUGAAGCUCUUCAUUUUUGAGAUAUGUUAUAAACAUUUUCAGAAGAUUGGUAGAGCCUUUAGACAUUUGCCAGCUACUUGACAUAGCUUUAAAUUUUUUUAUGGGCCAAAAUCAUGCAUAAUGGAACCUUUUUGCUUCACCGCUUCGAAGUGGUUCACAGUACUUUUCACAUUAAGAGAUGACUGCUCAUACAGCAGAGCAGGUUCAGAGGCAUGGAAUGGUAUAUAUACAUCCUGACUUCUGCCAUUGUAGCUGAAUUCCGUGGUGUAAUCAUUCUGGACGCAUUGAUGGCUUCUGGUAAACACGGGUUAGGUUAAGUCAUUACAACAGCCUUUGCCCAUUGGGAUUGGCAAGCCUGUGUUCAGGAUUCCUGUGGGCAGACAGACUGUGUGGAACAUGGAGCUUGGGGAGUUCCCGUCGUGGCGCAAUGGUUAGCGAAUCCGACUAGGAAGCCUGAGGUGGUGGAUUCCAGCCCUGGCCUUGCUCAGCGGGUUAAGCAUCUGGCGUUGCCGUGACCUGUGGUGUAGGUCGCAGACACAGCUUGGAUCCCUGGAUCCCGAAUUGCUGUGGCUCUGGCGUAGGCCAGAGGCUACAGCUCCGAUUAGACCCCUAGCCUGGGAACCUCCAUAUGCAGCGGGAGCGGCCCUAGAAAAGGCAAAUAGACAAAAAAAAAAAAAAAGGAAAAUAAAAAAAAUAAAAUGGAGCUUGGGCCGUGUGGGGGCUGCACUUGGGCUGGAGGAAGCCUGGCAGUGGGGAUGCUGGGCCUGGGAGAGCUUUGUCGGGCUCCAUGCUGUGAACUGUAGGACAGCAGCCUCCCUGAGAUGUACCCCUAAUGCCACUGGCCCCCGCCCCACGCGGCCGUGACACCGGAUGCCAAGUGUGUCCUGGAGGACAGUGUCACUGACAGUUACAACCACUGUCCAACAGUCAGGCCGCACUGCACGGGGAAAUUAACCAAAAAAACGGACUAACGUUCACGGUAAAUAGAUCUGGAUUCUGGAACGUGUGUACCUUCAUACUUAAGCUGCACCUUGACUAAUGCACUUUUUAAACCCCUGCCAUACAUUUCUCAGAUUUGAAAUCUUUUUUUUUUUUUUUGUCUUUUUGUUGCUAUUUCUUGGGCCGCUCCCGCGGCAUAGGGAGGUUCCCAGGCUAGGGGUUGAAUCGGAGCUGUAGCCACUGGCCUACGCCAGAGCCACAGCAACGCGGGAUCCGAGCCGCGUCUGCAACCUACACCACAGCUUACGGCAACACCGGAUCGUUAACCCACUGAGCAAGGGCAGGGACCGAACCCACAACCUCAUGGUUCCUAGUCGGAUUCGCUAACCACUGCGCCACGACGGGAACUCCUCAGAUUUGAAAUCUUAAAACAGCUUUACUGUCCCUGAAUGCUAUGUAAUAAGUAACGCAAACGAUAAAACUUUUCUUACAAAGCUAAAUGUUUUAUAAAUUCAAUAGAAAAAUCCCU